Messenger RNA from Colletotrichum lupini, 459 nucleotides. RefSeq lists its product as uncharacterized. The transcript has 2 exons. The record is from RefSeq and is a predicted model, not a curated record. Bases 1 to 459 code for a protein of 152 amino acids. Lineage: Eukaryota; Fungi; Ascomycota; Sordariomycetes; Glomerellales; Glomerellaceae.
AUGGAAAGUACUGGAAGCAAAUUGCAGACAUCCUCGAAAGCUAGAACCAACAUAACUGUUAUAGAGGAUAUCAUCUACAUUCAGAACUUCGGAGCCAGAACCACCAAGGUGCAAAGCACACCUGCCAUCACACUAGAAACUGAGAGUAGGCUAUCCGUAAGUGUCAACAAACAAGAUGUCUCAUGCAGGUUGACUCCGCGUGUCCCACAAAGCAAAGCUUACACGGAGGUUUCCCACUACGGGCGGGUCCUCCUUGCCGGCACCGUUCAAUCCGCCAGAGCGGUCAGUCCGGCGCCGAAGUCUCCAUCGGGAAAUAUGGAAAUCCCCUCUCUUCAGGACCCUGAUGAGGGUCGCAGGAACUUGUCUCUAUUGGAGCUUCUAUUUGCAAGGGGAUACAGGAUAAGCCUAGAACAACCUUCGAUACGGGGUGAAGCAUUCUCAAAGUCUCCUGAAACUUAG